AUGGUAUUUGACCCUUUAGGGCCCCUUCUGGAAGAGGGAAGUGUAGCAAUAAUAAAAUCAAACAAAGACACAAGAUAUGGGUUGGAUUCCAUCGUGACACAUGAUGGAGAGAAGUUGCCAUGUUGGCCGUUGGCAGAUUUAUCAUCAUUUAGACAAAAAUUUGGUCCUGAUGCUUAUGAUAAGCUAGAUGUGAUCGGUAUUGACGAAGCGCAAUUUUUUGAAGACCUUUAUGAUUUCUGCAGCCGAGCAGCUGAUCAUGAUGGCAAAACUGUAAUAGUUGCUGGUUUGGAUGGUGACUAUUUGAGAAGGAGCUUUGGUUCUGUGCUUGAUAUAAUUCCAAUUGCCGACUCUAUAACCAAGUUAAAUGCUCUAUGUGAGCUCUGUGGAAAGCGUGCUUUUUUCACAUUAAGGAAGACGGAGGAGACAGAAACUGAACUGAUUGCUGGGGCUGAUGUAUACAUGCCUGUGUGUCGAAAGCACUACAUAAGUGGGCAAGUGGUCAAAGAGGCUGCAAAGACAGUUCUGGAAUCUCAGAAGGCUCAAUGCAGCUCAUUUUUGUAGCUCUGCCCCCCUUGUUAGUAGGAUAUCUGGCUGUUUAUCUAUGAGCUCGAUAUAUUUCAUUUUCCUAUUUAUAGUGUGCACAAAAAGUUCAAAUACUUAUGAACAUGUUGAGAGUGUAGAAAUGACUAAGUUUAUCUUUUCUUCCCAGCUCUGCGAAUUUUCUUAGUAGUUCAGCCAGAUAGUCAU
Ilex paraguariensis (yerba mate) is the source of this 747-nucleotide messenger RNA. Lineage: Eukaryota; Viridiplantae; Streptophyta; Magnoliopsida; Aquifoliales; Aquifoliaceae. The record is from the annotation of a GenBank genome assembly.